This is a messenger RNA of Dacryopinax primogenitus, 1374 nucleotides long. RefSeq lists its product as uncharacterized. Gene Ontology annotation, cellular component: U2-type spliceosomal complex. The record is from RefSeq and is a predicted model, not a curated record. Gene Ontology annotation, molecular function: RNA binding. The transcript has 7 exons. Bases 1 to 1374 code for a protein of 457 amino acids. NCBI's taxonomy places the organism in Eukaryota, Fungi, Basidiomycota, Dacrymycetes, Dacrymycetales, Dacrymycetaceae. Gene Ontology annotation, biological process: mRNA splicing, via spliceosome.
AUGGCGACAAAACGACCUACUGCGCCUCGUCUAGCGCGACCUGCACAUAGGUAUUAUAAGGGAAAAGCUCCAAAGGGAGUCGAUGCCGCCGCCAUAUCAGAGGAGUCAGACGAGGAGGCUGGGGAGCAAGCCGAGGACGCCCCAGCGCGGGAAGAGGAGGGUGGGGCGCGAGAUGAUGACCUGAGGGUUGACCGUCAGGCUGGGGAGAAGUGGAGAGAAGGUAGCAAAGCACUCGGAGUUAGGAUUGGGAGGACGGAGAUUGUUGGUGGCAAGGUUAUCGUUGAUGGGCGAGAGGAGGUCGGGAGGACGAGGAUGGAAGAGGAUGAAGAAGAAGAGGACAGCGAAGAAGGAGAAGAAGAGGAAGAGGAAGAGGAAGAGGAAGAGGAGUCCAGUGAGGAGGAGACCGAAGAAGAAGUGCCGAGGAUGAUGUUCCGACCAGUCUUCGUGCACAAACGAGGCCGAGAAACUGUACUAGCACAGGAAAAAGAGUCGGCUAACUCUGAGGAGGCAAUGGCUAAGCGGGAGAAAGAGGAAGAUGAGCGGAGGACCCAGAGCAAGGCGCUCGUUGCGGAGAGUAUCAAGCGAGAGCUUGCAGAGAAGGAAGCACCGGAACUCGUCCCCGAAGUAGACGACACAGAUGGCAUCGACCCCUCAGAGGAGUUCGAAGCCUGGCGCCUGCGUGAACUGUCCCGCUUGAAGAGGGAUCAAGAAGAGCAGCUUGAGCGAGAGCGUGAACGCGAGGAAGUCGAGAGAAGGCGUGCGAUGCCCGAGGAGCAGCGACUCAAGGAGGAUCUGGAGCAUGCAAAGAAGUUGAGGGACGAGAAACCCAAAGGACAGCAAAAGUUCUUGCAGAAAUACUGGCACAAGGGCGCGUUCCACCAGGAGCAGGACAUAUUAAAGCGACACGACUACACCGAAGCGACGGCGUCAACGAUCGACGUGUCCGUCCUGCCCAAAGUGAUGCAAGUAAAGAACUUUGGGAAGCGCUCGCAGACCAAGUACACCCAUCUUCUCGAUCAGGAUACGAGUGCGGGCACGGGUGGGUUUGGAGGGAAGGCGUUUAACAAGGCCGGGAGGGUGGGGCCGGGGCCUAGUAUGACGGGACAGGGGCCCGGCUGCUUCGUCUGCGGAGGACCGCAUUUGAAGAAAGAUUGUCCACAAUUGACAAGAGGAGGACCCGAAGGUUCAGGGGCGAAUUCCCGCACGCUGGGCGAGUCCAAGUGGGGCUUCUCGCGUGAUCGUCGUGAUGGUCGGGAUCGUGGACGAGAGGAAAGGGACAGAGAGGGACGGGAGGGCCGUAGGGGACGGUCUCGAAGUCGGGGUGAGGAGAUGGACCGGGAGAGGGAGAGGGACAAGAGGAGACGAGUGUACUAA